This is a messenger RNA of Purpureocillium takamizusanense, 644 nucleotides long. RefSeq lists its product as uncharacterized. Bases 136 to 360 code for a protein of 74 amino acids. Lineage: Eukaryota; Fungi; Ascomycota; Sordariomycetes; Hypocreales; Ophiocordycipitaceae. The transcript is spliced from 2 exons. The record is from RefSeq and is a predicted model, not a curated record.
UGGACAAGUCGCGCGCACCUAUCCGACUCCAGGCCCGAGAGAUUGGGCUCUCGACACGGCAGCCAUGUCGAACGGCGAUUUCCCUCGACAGGCGACGUGGACGGACAAAAAGCAGCUCUCGCAGCGAACGCACCGAUGGGAUUUAAGGCUGGCUGCUCGCAAGGGACCGCCGUUUCGAGCGCAACGAGAGAGGGGAGCUCGGUUCAUCAGGUCGCCUGCCCCUUGUUCCACAUGCAGGCAACUCGAGACAUGACAAACAUCAACGACAGCGGCGACAGCGGCGACAGCGGCGACAGCGGCGACAGCGGCGACAGCGGGGGCCCGGGCCACAGAACACGAUCAGGAGCCAACGGCACGUAGCAAAAUCCACGACGAUGCAGCAGGUGAGUGUCGUACGCGGUUCUGCGCGGCCCCCAGUGCUGCAUGCCGGUUGGCAAAUGGCAGAUAAUGGCCUGCUUGCCAUGUCGGCUCAUCAGGCGCCAGAGCCAGCCCGGCGCGGCGCGGCGCGGGCGGUGGGCAAUGAUGGAGGAGGGAGCAUGCAAGGCAGACGAGUCAAGCAGGGCAGGGCGAGGGCGAGGGCGAGGGCGAGGGCGAGGCAAGGUACGGAGUACUGGGCGCAGAGUUACUUGGAUACUGUAUCACCU